Odobenus rosmarus divergens (Pacific walrus) is the source of this 1439-nucleotide messenger RNA. It is a transcript of the gene PTGR2, whose product is annotated as prostaglandin reductase 2. Bases 44 to 1099 code for a protein of 351 amino acids. Gene Ontology annotation, molecular function: 15-oxoprostaglandin 13-reductase [NAD(P)+] activity. The record is from RefSeq and is a predicted model, not a curated record. The transcript is spliced from 9 exons. Lineage: Eukaryota; Metazoa; Chordata; Mammalia; Carnivora; Odobenidae. Gene Ontology annotation, biological process: prostaglandin metabolic process.
UAUUUUACACAGAAAUCUUGUGAGACCACUGUGCAGCAAGGUGAUGAUUGUACAAAGAGUGGUAUUGAAUUCCCGACCUGGAAAAAAUGGUAAUCCAGUGGCAGAAAAUUUCCGAAUAGAAGAAGUAAAUUUAUCAGAUAAUAUCAGUGAAGGACAAGUACAAGUGAGAACUCUUUAUCUUUCUGUGGAUCCUUACAUGCGUUGCAGAAUGAAUGAAGACACUGGUACUGAUUAUAUAAGAGCUUGGCAGUUGUCUCAAGUGGUUGAUGGUGGAGGUAUUGGGAUUGUAGAAGAAAGCAAAAACAUAAAUUUUACCAAAGGCGAUUUUGUGAUUUCUUUAUAUUGGCCCUGGCAAACCAAGGUUAUUCUGGAUGGAAAUAGCCUUGAAAAGGUAGACCCACAACUUGUGGAUGGGAACCUUUCAUACUUUCUUGGAGCUAUAGGUAUGCCUGGUUUGACUUCCUUGAUUGGGAUACAGGAAAAAGGUCAUAUAACUGCUGGAUCUAAUCAGACAAUGGUUGUUAGUGGAGCUGCUGGUGCUUGUGGAUCCUUGGCCGGGCAGAUUGGCCAUUUGAUGGGCUGUUCCAGAGUGGUGGGAAUUUGUGGAACACAGGAGAAGUGCCUCUUUCUGACCUCAGAACUAGGCUUUGAUGCUGCAGUUAAUUAUAAAAAGGGGAAUGUGGCAGAACAGCUCCGUGAAUUAUGCCCAGCUGGAGUGGAUGUUUACUUUGACAAUGUUGGUGGUGACAUCAGUGAUGCAGUGAUAAGUCAGAUGAAUCAGAACAGCCAUAUCAUCCUGUGUGGUCAAAUUUCUCAGUACAACAAAGAUGUGCCUUAUCCUCCUCCACUACCCCCUGCUGUAGAAGCAAUCCAAAAAGAAAGAAACGUCACAAGAGAAAGAUUUCUGGUGUUGAACUAUAAGGACAAAUUUGAGUCUGGCAUUCUACAGCUGAGUCAGUGGUUUAAAGAAGGGAAGCUAAAGAUCAAAGAGACUGUGAUAAAUGGAUUGGAAAACAUGGGAGCUGCAUUCCAGUCCAUGAUGACAGGAGGUAACAUAGGAAAGCAGAUAGUUUGCAUUUCAGAAGAAACCUCUGUGUAAUCUGUAUAAGCAUCUUUAUCAAGGAAAUACACAGAUUUCUUUCCAUUUUGCACAAAGAUUUUUAAGAUACAUUAAAAAAAUCUUAGAGUACAGAUAGCUUUUUAUUUAAAUGUGAUCAUUGGUAAUAUUUUCUAGUUGCAUAAUUUUUUCCUAUAUCUUCAAUAUCAUGUGUUCUUUAUAUCCAACAUGAUUAUUUACAGUAAUAGAUUGAAGUCAACAUGACCUAUUUUUCUUUCUUUUACUAAAACUGAUAUAUGAUAUUUGAUCAGAUAUUCUGAAACCACUGGAGAUUUGAUAUAAGUGCUUAAUGGAUCAGCUUAAUAAGUCGAUUUUUACAGUU